AUGUGUUCUUCUCGGAAGCUCUUCAAGGAUAAGCUGAAGUGGUGUCAGGACAAUCAGACUCAAAUUAAAAUGGACAUAUUAGCUACUCACCACCAAGCCAAAAACUUUGCAAAGUUUUGGAAGUCCACAAAUAAGCUGAAUCCUAAAACAGGUGUCCCCGCAGCGGUUGAUGGCCAUUGUGAACCAGUCGAUAUCGCAAAUUUGUUCAGAGCUUCCUUCAAGACUGUAAAGCAGGUCCCCGAGCCGGUGUGUCAGGUGUUCUCUACUGAUGAUCGUCACGCGCGUCGAGAGGUUCAAGUAAGGUUUUCUUUAAAGGAGGUGAAUCACGUCAUUAAGUCCAUGACUAGAGGAAAGUCCCCGGGGCAUGACGGACUCAGUAUAGAGCACCUGUAUAUCAAAACGCAGGAUGCGCAGUUUGGGUUCAAACCAGGUCUGUCGACAGAAAGCGCUAUUCUUUGUUUCAAGCAUACCGUUAAGUACUACGUUGACGAAAAAACUCCAGUGAUUGCUUGCUUCUUGGACCUAUCGAAGGCGUUCGACACGGUGUCAUAUGACAUACUAUGGAAUAAGAUGGAAAAUAACACGAGCACUCCGAGGGAGGUGAUUGACCUGUUCCGGUAUUGGUACGGGCAUCAAACCAACCAGGUGAGAUGGGCGGGCGCGCACUCGGACGUGUAUAGGUUGGAUUGCGGGGUGAGGCAGGGCGGGCUCUCCUCGCCACGCUUAUUCAACCUGUAUAUGGAUGAGCUGAUUGCCGGACUCAGCAGCACUAAUAUCGGAUGUUCAGUAGGUGGAACCACGGUGAACAACAUCAGUUAUGCGGACGAUAUGGUGCUGCUGUGUCCGUCAGUCAGUGCGCUAGUGAAGCUUUUGGAGAUCUGUGAGGAGUAUGCAGUCGCACAUGGUCUGAGAUACAACACAAGUAAGAGCGAGCUACUAGUUUUUAAAGCAGGCAACAAGGCCUUUGAUGAACUACCACCAGUCAGCCUGUGUGGUACCGCUCUUAAAAGGGUGACGCGUUUUAAGUAUCUCGGACACUGGGUGACUGAUACUCUUCAGGACGACACAGAUAUAGAGAGGGAACGCAGGGCAUUGGCGGGCAUUCUGUAUCACACGCGCGGCAGGCUGAGAUCGGGCGCGCGCCGCGCCUGGCGUCCUACACACGGAGAUAACGUAAGUACGGCUCGCGGGCGGCGCAGCGGUGGGAUCGCGCGCCGACGCGGGCGAGGGCCGCCGACCGCCGACCGGCGGCCGGCUACCGCUCGCUCGCCUCAGCGCGCCGACAAGGCUUCUUACACCUCCUUCACCUCAGCAGCAACUCAACCGAAGAAGUCGUAA
This is a messenger RNA of Leguminivora glycinivorella, 1338 nucleotides long. RefSeq lists its product as uncharacterized. NCBI's taxonomy places the organism in Eukaryota, Metazoa, Arthropoda, Insecta, Lepidoptera, Tortricidae. The record is from RefSeq and is a predicted model, not a curated record. The coding region runs from base 1 to 1338 and encodes 445 amino acids. The transcript is spliced from 3 exons.